This is a messenger RNA of Trypanosoma brucei brucei TREU927, 972 nucleotides long. Its product is annotated as serine/threonine-protein phosphatase, putative. Gene Ontology annotation, cellular component: cytosol. The record is from RefSeq and is a predicted model, not a curated record. Gene Ontology annotation, molecular function: protein serine/threonine phosphatase activity. The transcript has a single exon. Bases 1 to 972 code for a protein of 323 amino acids. Gene Ontology annotation, biological process: mitotic cell cycle; peptidyl-serine dephosphorylation. NCBI's taxonomy places the organism in Eukaryota, Euglenozoa, Kinetoplastea, Trypanosomatida, Trypanosomatidae.
AUGCCUGCGACUACCUCAAUUCCACCGGUGACGGCUCCGGGGACCGGUGGGGAGGCGAGCAGUUUUAAUGUGGAUGAACUGAUUCAAUACGUGUUGCAGGGGAAACCUCUCAGUGAGCCGCAAGUGGCCCGACUCUGUCAGAAGGCGAGAGAGGUUUUGGAGAAGGAGGAGAAUGUACACACCGUCCGUGCACCCGUCACGGUGUGCGGCGAUAUUCACGGCCAGUUUCACGACUUGCUGGAACUUCUGAAGAUUGGUGGACUUCCGCCGGACACUAAUUACCUCUUCAUGGGCGAUUAUGUCGAUCGUGGGUACUACAGUGUUGAGACAGUAACUUUGUUACUCCUCUUCAAGAUCCGUUAUCCGGAGCGCGUUCAGAUAUUGCGUGGAAAUCACGAAUCACGUCAGAUCACCCAAGUUUACGGCUUUUACGAUGAGUGCGUCCGAAAGUAUGGCAGUGCAAACGUCUGGAAGUUGUUAACGGAUCUCUUCGAUUAUUUGCCUCUUGCUGCUGUCGUUGAGAAUGAGAUAUUUUGCCUUCACGGUGGCCUUUCGCCAACACUUGAUAGUCUUGCCCACAUUCGCAGUUUAGAACGUGUUCAAGAGGUGCCCCACGAGGGGCCAAUGUGCGACUUACUGUGGAGCGACCCAGAGGACAAGGACGGUUGGGGUAUCAGCCCUCGCGGCGCCGGUUUCACUUUUGGCGCCGACAUUACAGAACAAUUUUGUCAUAAUAACGGUUUGAAAACAAUUGCUCGUGCGCAUCAGCUUGUGGCUGAAGGGUACAGUUGGGCACAUAGCGACAAACUCGUAACAAUAUUUAGUGCUCCAAAUUAUUGCUACCGUUGUGGCAACCUUGCGGGUCUGCUGGAAUUGGACGAGCAUAUGAACAAAUGCUUCUUCCAGUUUGAUCCCGCACCACGCCGUGGUGAGGCACAGGUGUCAAAAAAGACACCUGACUACUUUUUGUGA